Hylaeus anthracinus is the source of this 6856-nucleotide messenger RNA. It is a transcript of the gene NLG-3, whose product is annotated as neuroligin-4, Y-linked. Bases 2240 to 4657 code for a protein of 805 amino acids. NCBI's taxonomy places the organism in Eukaryota, Metazoa, Arthropoda, Insecta, Hymenoptera, Colletidae. Gene Ontology annotation, cellular component: cell surface; postsynaptic membrane; synapse. Gene Ontology annotation, biological process: neuron cell-cell adhesion; postsynaptic membrane assembly; chemical synaptic transmission. Gene Ontology annotation, molecular function: neurexin family protein binding; signaling receptor activity. The record is from RefSeq and is a predicted model, not a curated record. The transcript has 11 exons.
CGAACUGACGGCAACAUCGGCUCCUCUGGUCCAGCGCGUUCCGCGGCCGCGACUCGUCUUCUAACUCACUCUUCGCCCGCGAUACUCGCGAUCUACGUGGAUCCCGAUUGCGUAAUGCCGGGUCCACGUGACAGGGAUCACAGGACGACCCGGGAGUGCAGUGCGUGAGACCGUCGAAUAGUGCGCGGGUCCAGUGUCCGCGUGUGUCAACUUCUCGGCGAGUUGGCAUCGGGAGGGCUGCGUGAGGACGCGUACGCGAUCCUGCGUUGCAGGAUCAAUCGGUCCUCGAGGCGUUCAAAGGGGAGUUCGGGGAUAAACCGAGACCGAGUGGUAUCUGGAUGCAUCGGGUGGUUUGUUGAGGCCAGUUGGGGGUUGGAGGCAGAGGAAGUUUGGGGUAAAGGGACCUGGUGAGCUUAGAAUUACAAGUGGAAGCGUCAGUUGAGACUAGGUAUGGGUUGGAGGUAGGCAAGGGUCAGGAAAUCGAGACUGAGUGCACCUGGAUUGGUAUCGAGAAACUUCGAUCAGGUGUACAAGGCAAGUGGGAUCUAGAAACAGAAACACAGGAUCGAGUACACCUUAUGAGGGAAACAGGACACCUAUGAAAGAAAUUAUCACUCAAGAUUCCAAGCUAAUCGAGACCCAAGAACAGAGAGAAAGUUCAGUAAAACAGGAUCAAGCACAAUUUAGUGAACGCAAUUGAGUCUUGAGAUUCAGGAGCAGAGAGACAGUUCACUGACCCAGAAACGGAGGAUAGCUUAAGCGACAGAAGGCCCGAGUGCGUCUGGAUCAGUCGCAGGAAGCUUCAGCCGGCUCCCAAAGCCAGCUGUCACAAGUUUGCCAGAACUAGACCAACUCCUAGAUUAGUGACAGAGUACGUCAUUUCAAAGCUACUAUCCAAGACCAACGAAAGGUCAGUUCGAAACCAAGUGCACUUGUGUUACGUCAAGAUUAGUAACAGGACACAUCUAUCGCUACUAGAGUAAGAUGCAACAAGAAGCCCUAAAGUAUUUGUGAAAACCACUGCACCAAUGCACCUCAUCUGAAAGCAUCAAUCGUUUUCUAAAUCCCUGAUCCAUUAACAGUUAUACCUGACGAGAGUUAGUUCAGCAGAACAAGUCUUGGACGGUUUCCCAUUCAGCUGAGAACAAUGAUCGCGACAGUGUGACAGUGAUUCUAAAGUGAUCGGAGUUGGUGUAUUCGGAUCGCGGUUCCUCGAAGUUGCCUCGGCUAGUUCACUUCUCCAUGUCGAAUCUGAGAACUCCUCCAGAAAUCGACGAAUGUGCUCGUAAGAUCAGAAAGGGACGACUUGGGGAAACGCCUGUCCGUCCAUAAGGAGUCUAGUUGGGGAGUAAAGCAUCUCGUGGUUACCGUGGACGCGAUUCAACACGGGAUCCGGUGUUUUCAUUCCUCAGGCUUCUUCGGGAAGCUGGCUCGUAAGGAUGAAGCGGACCGUUAAACAUCCCAGGGGUAGUUUUCUCCUGUCCGUCAUCAGAGCUGGCGCGUUUUAUCUUUACCGACACGUCAAGCAUGCCAUUAGAAAUGAGAUCGUCUUUCUGUAACUCGAUCCACACACAUCGAAGUCAAUAAUUCGAACCUCAACUUAGUCUCAGAAGGCAAUUCAAUAAUGUUCCUUAUAAUCAGGAAUCAAGGCUUGCUCCUCGAAGACUGACUCGAGGAGAAUCUCUGGAACCAGAAGAUUUUUUCCCCAAGAGUCCAAUGUCCCAUUUUCAGGAUACAUCCUGUCGAAUGGAAUAGAAUCGGAAGCUCGAGGAUAUCGGAGUCUGCAGCGCCAAGUUCUCGACUAUUUACCUUUCAGAACGCUGAGUCGAGGAUGUCUACGGCCGCGUGUUGACUCCCGUCGAGAACCGUCAGCGCGUUUUCUGAUCCAAUAUAGCUAGCCAAACAUCGCGAAGGGGAGACUCGGCUCCCGGACUAACCUCGUAGGUCCCGUUAGUUCUUGAAACCAGAUUCACGCAGUGAUAUCGAGGAUCGAAAGAUGACGUGAACCUUCGGAGCGAGUUUGGGAUCGUUAGACCGCAAGAGAGUUGGGAGAGUCCUGACGCUGAUCGUGGAGAUCACUGAUGCAUCCUGGAGGCGCUCCUGGUCCUAGCGGUUACGAGGCGGGCACGAUAGCUCACGUACCGGCCUCAGGGGGUGGCUAGGACCAAGGAAUGAAAGGUUUCAGGAGGAUCUACUGAGCACCAAGCGUGGGGACGGGGUUUGAAGGGCGCGAACUAAGAUGACGUCGUCGAUCCUUGCGCUGCUCGGUCUCGUACUGGCGUCAGCCAGCGCCGAGCUCAGCUCGAGGAUCGUCAGGACAAAGUAUGGAGAACUGUCGGGCAUUAUCGUGACCCUCGAUCGCCACCUCGAGGGCGUCGAGGUGUUCCGCGGCGUCCCUUACGCGUCGCCGCCGACCGGCUCGUUGAGGUUCAUGCCGCCUGUCAGCGGUGCUCUCUGGCACGGCGUCAAGGUGGCCGACAAGUUCGGGCCCGUAUGCCCGCAGAAGCUCCCUGAGCUCAGCGACAAGAUGCCUAGGGGCAGGGUCGAGUAUCUCAGGCGGCUGCUGCCCUACUUGAGGAACCAGAGCGAGGAUUGCCUGUAUCUCAACAUCUACGCUCCAGUUCAAGCUGGCGCGAGGGAGGGGGCAGGAAGGAAAUACCCCGUGAUCGUGUUCGUGCAUGGGGAGAGCUACGAAUGGAGCAGCGGAAACCCCUACGACGGCAGCGUCCUGGCGAGCUAUGGCAGCGUCGUCGUCGUCACCAUCAAUUACAGGCUUGGCAUUUUGGGCUUUCUAAAUGCUAACACGGAUUCGCACUUACGGUCCCCUGCGAAUUACGGGCUGAUGGACCAGAUCGCGGCGCUGCAUUGGGUGCAGGAGAACAUCGGCUACUUCGGCGGCGAUCCUGGAAACGUAACGUUGAUAGGACACGGAACUGGCGCGGCCUGCGUCAACUUCCUGAUGACCAGCCACGCUGUACCUGACGGCCUGCUGUUUCAUCGCAGCGUUCUAAUGUCUGGCAGCGCGCUUUCGCCAUGGGCACUGGUGAGAGGAGCCGCAAAUUACGCUCUGCAAGUUGCCAAACAUGUAAACUGCUCUUGGGCCGCAGGUGAUCCUCAGAUGUUGCUGAGGUGUCUCAGGGACGUGCCACUAAACGUGCUGCUCUCGGUGCCCGUCAAGGGAUUGCAAUUCGCUCCAGCGUUUGGGCCCAGCAUAGACGGCGUCGUGAUUGAUCCAGGUGAUCCAGAGGAUCAGGACUUCACCUUGCAAGUCGACACGAUCAAUACGCUGAAUAACAUUUUGCUGCGGAAGGACGUCAUAGCCAAACUCUCGAGGUAUGAUCUGAUGAUCGGCGUGGUACGAUCGGAAGCAUACUUUUCAUUGACCGCCAACGAUGCUCAAUAUGGAAUCGAGGCUGACAGAAGGACGAACAUUCUCAGGGAAUUCGUUCGGAAUACGUAUACCUAUCACCAAGCAGAGAUCCUGGCGACCAUAAUCAACGAGUACACAGACUGGGAGAGACCUGUGCAACAUCCUGCCAACAUCAAAGACGAAACCCUCGAGGCUUUGGGCGACGCUAACACGGUGGCGCCGGCUACGAGGACAGCAGACCUCCACAGUCAAUCUCAUCGGAACUCUUACCUCUACGUGUUCGACUACCAAACCAAAUACGGUGAUUAUCCCCCGAAGCCAGGCUGCAUCCAUGGCGAGGACCUGCCAUACUUUUUCGGAGCGCCCAUCGUGGGCGGCCUCUCCCAUUGGCCGAAGAACUACACCAAAGCUGAGAUCGCCCUUUCAGAGAGCGUGAUACUUUACUUGACGAACUUCGUGCGCACGGGGAAUCCAAACGAAGGCACGCCAGACCUAGGUCCGAUGGGACCAGAGCGAACCAAGUUCAAGAAUAUCGGCUGGGUCGCUUACGAGGCCGUGCACAAGAAAUACCUGAGCAUAGAGCUCAAAUCGAAGCUGAAGAACCACUACAGGGCGCACAGACUCUCGUUUUGGCUGAACCUGGUCCCAGACCUGCACAAACCUGGCUCGGACGACGUACCUAGGUCGCAUCAUCUUCUGGACACUGAGCAGGUGCCUCCAAGAUUCAUCCAGAGGAUACCAACGACAACCAGGGUGACGACAGUGGAGGCAACGCUGGCGGAGAAGACAGUGAACGUCACCACUGCCUCACCUAGCGAGGUAGCUUACGAAGACUCCACAGCACAGCCUGAGGACGGGUUCGCAGCUUACUCCACAGCCCUCAGCGUAACGAUAGCGAUAGGCUGCAGCCUGCUGAUCCUCAACGUGCUGAUAUUCGCCGGAGUCUACUAUCAACGCGACAAGAGCAGCCAACACAACUGCUCGAAGAAGCGCCAAGAGAACGGACAGAUGCCCAACAACAUCUGCGGAGACCUGGAGACGAAGACAGCUGAAAGACACCAUAUUCAGCAUAUCCCACCGCCAGAGUUUGCCGAUCUGCAGAACAACAGCUGCCACGUGCCCAUGCCGCCGCCACCCCCGAAGAACACCAAGCCUGGGAAGCCUGGACAGAACCUGAUCAUCAGUCCCAAUCAGCUCCAGCAGGAGAGCAUGGCGAUGACUGGUACAGGCACUCUUAAAAAGGGACACAAUCAUCAGCAACAGGUCAUGGACGAGCUGAGGGUCUGACUUCAGGAGUACCUUGCGGACGGAGGUGAACAGUUGCGGACGGUUGAUAACCUCGAAAGAUCGAGCAAGGUGUCCCUCGAAUUUAUGAACGAAUUGUUCGGCUGGGUGUCGGUGAUAUUCGAGGAGUCGGGAGGCGGGAGCUCGAUGUAGAUCGAUACGGGGAUUCACACGGGAGGUGGAUGAAUGAAGUUGAUCUUCGAGAUUGAAACUGUGGGAAUUGAGAAACGCUUUCUGUUAUUUAUGAUGUCUGAUUGUGGGAAAUGAUUGUCUGUAAAAUUGUUGGGAAUGGCAGGGUGUCCCAGAAGGUAGUUGGUUACUUCUCAGAUGUGAUGGAUACAAAUAUAUGUAUCGAUGUUCGUUAUAUUCGCUUUCAUUGUGAUUGGUUUAUCUUUGGAACGAGUUACAAAAAUCCCAAAAACUAGAUACAUUGGAAACCAAAUUGUAAUUAGAACUGUAAGUCACUCGGUGUACAGUCCAGACUUUGGAACAUCUUUUCCAUUAAAAAUUAUGGGACAUUUUCUGGGACAUCCUAGCUACAUUGUAUUUUUUCUCAAGAGCUAUCGAGACGUCUUGCAACGUCCAUCUUGGCAUUAUCUUAAUUAGACCUGAUAAGACAAUGAAAGCUAAUGUGUUCAUCCACGACGAACCUCCAGAAUCGUCUACACCCUUGGCGAUUCUCAACGAUCGAAGAUCCUUGAAAAUCCUCAAGAAUGUGCGAUCGAUUGCAACGACCCCUCCGUCUUUGAAUCGAUCCCGAAUCCUCUCGCCUAAGAAGCUGAAGUGUACAGUGAACGCGAAACGAACACACAUAAAUCGAUGUCUCCGCGAAUGUAAUCGUUUCGUACGAAGCGAGAACAAACACAAAUCAUACGACCAACUGCCGAAAAUUGUGUAGUCCUCGAUAUACGAUAGCAAGAUGUAAGUAGAACUCUCAGUCUUGAAAGAAAACGCAGAGUUUACCAAAAAGAUCAUCUCCUAAAGCGUUGAGUCUAACUGUUCGAGGCUACACCUUUUGUAACCCCCUGUGACCCUAAUUGUUCCCCGUUUUGCGUUAGAAUUCGUGUUGAAUUCGAGCUGAACACGUGUUCCUCGGCUAUCCCCAAUAAACGACCAUAAAUGAUGAGGUGGAACCGAAGACGUCGAGUUUGCCUCGACGUAAAGGGGUAGUUUUGUGGAUGAUAGUCAUUCGGAUGUCUGACAAUGAGAGAAGAAAUCCGUGUAUUGUAUGGAGAAAUGAAGAUUUGUUUUAAAUUAAGAGGAAUGUUUUACCUUGAAUCAGUAAAAUAUCACUAUUUAUUUCAUGAGAAUUACUGUGACUUAAAGGAGGAGUUUCUCCAAAAUGUCUGAAUUUUAAUUAUUCGUUCUUCAAUUUACUGGUUUUCUUUUAAGAAUAUUAUUGGAGGCCUCAAUUAAAAGUCGAGACAAAAUCAUCUCUUCUGUAAAAGAAAAAAUCUUUACUGCGACUUCGUUCACCUAUGCAUUCGAUUCUUCGACUCCUCAGAUGUCAGACCCCUGAAACAAAGCACCCCUUCGUCACUGACGAUACUUCCAGCGGGAAUUUGUUAAAAUUCUGACAAAAUUGAAACCAUCGCCAAUUGGAUCCAUGGUAAUCAAGUUUAUCGAACAUUUGCAGACGCUGGAAGUGACGUCUAUCCCGUAAAGCUGCUCAAUGAAAACACGGAAGAGACGAAUAAAUCAAAUCGCUCGAAGAACGGCAAUUCCGCGAUCUCGAAUCGACUAGCACCGCGAAGGGGUUCAUUUUUUUACUGAGAAAUGGAGGAGAGAGCCACCUAUGAAACUAAACAACAGCAUACUGCCAUAUGAUUGGAAGAGACACUUUAGCUGAAUAUUCGCUGCCACGAUAGCGAUCGAUUUGCUGCGAGAAAUCGCUGUUCAAGAAGAUGUUGAUGCGAAAGUGAAACUGAACGAACCCGUUGUUUUUCGUAAGAAUUUUUUUAGGGUGAUACCUGUUGGGCGAACAAGGACUCUUCAUCGACGAGAGCGAGUUUAGACUGUAAAUAAUAAAUAAUUAAAUUUAGUGGUUCGUCGAGUCGCUGAUAUUGUUGUGCCGAAUGAAAAGAAUAACGGGGAAUACGAUUGUAGCUGUACGAGGAAUGGGAUGGCGUGUGACAGCGUAGAAGCACUGGACGUAAUUUUAAAUUUGUAUAUAAUUGACAUUACAAUAAACUAUGUAAACAA